Coturnix japonica (Japanese quail) is the source of this 2032-nucleotide messenger RNA. NCBI's taxonomy places the organism in Eukaryota, Metazoa, Chordata, Aves, Galliformes, Phasianidae. The record is from RefSeq and is a predicted model, not a curated record.
UUUUGGGGUUUUUUGGUGUAAAAAUGCGGAAAUUUGGGGGUUUUAGGGGCGAAUUUUGGGGUGAAAAUGGGCAAUUUUGGGUUAUUUUGGGCUUAAAAUGAGGAAUUUGGGGGUUUUGGGGGUGAAGUUUUGGUGUAAAAAUUGGCAAUUUUGGGGUUUCUGGAGUGAAAUUUUGGGGUGAAAAUGGGCAAUUUUGGGGUUUUUUUUGAACUUAAAAUGGGGAAUUUUGGGUUUUUGGGGGGUAAAAAUGGGUGAUUUUGGGUUUGGGGGGCUGAAAAUGGGCGAUUUUGGUGUUUUUGGGAGGCAAUUUUGGGGUGAAAAUGGGCAAUUUUGGUGUUUUAAGGGGCAAUUUUGGGUUUUUUGGGGUGAAAAUGGGCGAUUUUGGGGUCUUUUGGGUGACAAUUUUGGGGUAAAAAUGGGGAAUUUUGGCUUUUUUUCCCCCAAAUCGCCCCUUUCCCCCCCCCUUAUGUUCCCACAUUGACAAAGAACCCAAAAUGGCCAUUUUUAACCCCAAAAUCAACCCCACCCCCUUCCUUGGAGUUUCCCUUUGUGGUUGGCUUAAAGGAAAUGGGGAAAUGUCCGGUUCCUGAGCAGCCGCCCCAUAGCGGAGCCGCCCCAUAGAUCUUCCCCAUAGCAGAGCUGCCCCAUAGCAGAGCUGCCCCAUAGCAGAGCCCCAUAACGGAGCUGAGCUGCCCCAUAGCGGAUCUGCCCCAUAGGAUUGGAGAAGCCCCAAACUGGGAAUGGGACCCACUCCAUCGCCUCAUUAGCAUACCGAGCCUCAUUAGCAUAACGAGGGUCGUUUGCAUACCGAGCCUCAUUGGCAUAUUGUGCCUAAUUUGCAUAAUGAGCCUCAUUAACGAGCUUCAUUAACCUAACGAGCUCCAACGCAACUUGGAUCCCAUUGGACUCUACUGGACUCCGAAGGAUUCCGUCCCCUCAUUAACAUACCGAGGAUCAUUAACAUACCGAGCCCCAUUAGCAUAACGAGCCUCAUUAGCAUCACGAGCCUCAUUAGUGAGCCUCAUUAGCAUAACAAACCUCAUUAGCAUAACUAGCCUCAUUACCGAGCUUCGUUGACUCAACUCGUUGCCCAUUGACAUUGAGGUUGGCAUUGACCCCAACCCAUCCCCCCUCAUUAAUUACCCUCAUUAAUUACCCUCACUAAUUAACCCUAAUUACCCUAAUGAGCCUCUCCUGGCCCCACCCCACCCCUUACCCGGACUAUUACUACUCCGACCUCACCAACUUCACCUUCGAUUCCACCCACGUCUCCCAUCACAUCCCAUGGACUCACCGCGUCGCAUUGACUUUAUACGCCGCCAUCUUCCUCCUCGGCGUCCCCGGUAACGCCGUCGUCAUUUGGUUGAGUUCUAUGGCCCAACACCGCGCCGUGCCGGCGGUUUGGUAUCUCCAUUUAGCCAUAGCCGAUCUAUUAUGUUGUAUGGCUUUACCAUUCUUAGCCAUCCCGGUUGCCGGCGAUCACCGUUGGCCGUUGGGUGAUACGGGUUGUAAGCUCUUCCCGGCGUUAGCCAUCAUUAAUAUGUAUUCUAGCGUCCUCCUAUUGGCCGCCAUCAGCGCCGAUCGGUGUUUGAUCGUCACCAAACCCACGUGGUGCCAUAAACACCGGACGCCGCGCCGAGCUCAUUGGGUUUCAUUCAUCAUAUGGUUGAGUUCUACCAUCCUCACCAUCCCAACCUUCAUCCACCGCCGCGUCCGCCACGAUCCCUUCGCCGACACCGAGCUCUGCGUGGUGGAUUACGGCACAACCGGCGUCGCCAAAACCUUCACCGCCGUCACCCGCUUCACCGUCGGCUUCCUCCUCCCAUUCGCCGCCAUUACCGUCUGCCAUACGGUUCUAUUGACCCAAUUACACCGUAGGGGGGUCCGACGAACCCGCCGCGCCGCCGGCACCGUCAUGGCCAUCGUGGUGACGUUCUUUGUGUGUUGGUUGCCGUUCCAUGUCAUCGGGUUGAUCUUGUUGGCCAAUAGAUCCAACACCGAGCUUUACCGCGGCGCCGCCAUGUUGGAUCCG